GGGAAAAUAGCAAGAAGGUCCAUCAAUCAAAUACCUUCCUCUCUCAUUGGACACAAUCAAUCUUCUCACGACCAGUACUGUCUUGUCUCUGUACGGAUUUGCCCUCACUGCAGAUAUGGCAAGGAUCCCUACGCCAGUUGUAGUUCAAUUGAAUCGGAUCUGCUGAAAACGCGAGAUACUUCACUGGCUCAGAAUGAUACGUAUGUACCUCACGUGAUGUUUAGAUGAUCACCUAAAACCUUGGAUCUCUAUCGAAAGGUUGACGCUUGACAAAGAGGGAUUGUUAUCUGUCAGGUAAUUCGUUAGCCCAUUUACUAUAUCCUUUUCGCAAUCUUACUCGCUCCUCCUCUGCGAUACCGAGAAGCAUGGGAUGUAGCCGUCGGCAUCUAAGGAUUCUGAGAACUGGAGGCGGGAUAGAACAGGCGGUAGAGCUUAACCAACGACAGUGUAUCCGAUACACUGUCGAUAAUCAGACACUGCAGAGCAACGAGGAAGUUGUCACAAAUACUAGAGGCAGCAGUAAGAGAAAAAUCAAUGACCAAGGAGUAGUAAUGAGUAGUAAGUUGUAGAGAGGAAAGGACAAGAACAGAAAAUCUAAACAAGCCGAUGGGAGAGUUCGGGGCCUCCACGUCCUUUGAGCCUCCACCACACAGCGUUUGUUUUCUCCAGAAGAUCUUUUUCUCCUCUCCUGUGAUUGCCAUAUCAUCCCAUCGCUUCUGGCCCGGAUGUGAAGUUGGCUUCGUGGUCGGAUUUCAGCAACUGGUGCGAGUGAGAAAGAGCGGAUGGACUGCAUUGUCACGAAUGCCGGCAGGGAUCCAACUUUGAAGAAGAUACCGGCAGAUUCCGCAAUUCCAGUCUCCGCGCACCUGCUCCGAGAAGUUGGCAAAGAGGGCUAGUGUUGGGGCAUAAGUUAAGGGCAAAAGUCUUAAGAGAGUUGUCCGUCAAUCCCAAUUGUGUCCUACUUCAGCAGAGUUUCUGGAGGUGUGAAUGGGCUGGCGAAACCAGCACACUUCAAGUCUCGAAGAAAGGGUGUUAAGGCAAUGAGAUAAUUGAGCUUGUGGAGGGUACUGUGAUUCACAUCUGCGUUUGGAGUGUCAUCGCAUGAUUCAGUUUAUGGCGCCCUGUACUAGUCUGCCGGGAGUUUCUCUUUUCUCUGCAGUGUCACCCACUUUCUCAAAUGAUACGAGACAGAUUCAGUGCCCAGAGAAAUUCAAUUCAUCUGCUUCUUCAUCGGGAUUUUUUGGAUGCAAUUUCCUAGCGCAUCCAUCAUGGGUGAAUCUGAAGUUGAGGCAGAAGCCUUGCAGCAGCCGCACGGGCGUGGAUGGUUCUCUUAUGCUCCCGUUCACAGUGCGACCAGCUGCAAUUCUGUGUGUUUCUGUGCAGGCUGGACAAACAGAAUUUGCGGAGAAAGAGCAGAAGAAAGUACGUCGUAAGAGAAGAAGCCCACGCACCAAGAGUGAAAGCAAGACUUUAGAUCCAAGUCUCAAGGGUACUACCAGAACCACUGUUAACUCCGCAGAGCUGCCAGUUUUAACUACAGUUGACAGUUCUGCGGAGCCCUCAACGUCUGAGUUAGUACCUGCUGGUAAUGAGAAAGAGCAUGACAAGAAGCUGCCAUCAGAUUUGCAGCAAAUUUGCUGGCAAAGUGGGGAUCCGUUGGGGAAAAGGUUGCUGGGCAAGUCUGUUGUGAAGUGGAUUGCUUGCGGAAUCCAGGCCCUGGUAAAGCAAGUCGCAACGGCAGAAGAAAAAGGUGACACUCAGGAGAUCGAGGAGAUCAUGAAGCAAGCGGGAUUAGCGUUCGUAGCGGUGGCCCAACCCUACCUUGCCGAAAACCCAAUGCCUCUUCAUCAGGAGGCCUUAUGCCUCAAAGCAAGCACACAUUACCCAACUCUGUUCGACCACUUUCAAAGGGGCCUUCAGGAAGCGUUGCAGGAACUGCAAAAGACGGGAGCAAUAGCGAAUUGGCAGCAGUCCCAAGCCUGGAAGCUACUCAAGAAACAUGCAAAAUCUGAUGGACAUCGAAAGUCUACAAGAAAAUCCUACGAAGUCAGGCAGGGUGAAUUGGGCCUCACAAGAGAUGAUAUGGCGGUCAUUCAGGAAAGAAUUGACAAGUUCGUCGCACAUGCGUUCGAGCUUCUGCGCAUCGAAAGAGAUGCAGAGCUGGAUGCUACCCAGCACUCUUUAGACUCGGUUCCUGCAGGAAGCGCUCCUCUUACUCCCGAAGAAUUGCUCUUGGCGGAAGAGGAUCUGCAUCCUGAAUCUAACGAUACUAUUCGCAACCUCAUCGCCGUCAGUUCAUCUACAGGGUUGGGAGGUAUGCAUCUUGUCACACUCGCGGCCAAAGGCGGGGAGCGUUUGCCACCAUCUUCUAUGUCUCCAGGGGACAUGGUUUGUGUGCGCGUAUCAGACCGGAAGGGGGCAGGGGCUACAGAAUGUAUGCGAGGCUCAGUUUACAGUCUCGGGGAAGAUGGAACCAGCAUAGCAGUCGCCGUUGAAGCUCGCUACGGAGAUCCCACAUUUUCUCGGCUGUUUGGCAGACCUCUGAGAAUUGACCGUAUUAGCGAUCUUGCGGAUGCCACUACUUACCAGCGCGAUUGUGAAGCUCUUGACAGGCUUCAAAAGCAGGGCUUGCAGAGAAAGAACCCUGCGAUUUCCAUAGUGAAAACAUUAUUUAGUGAAGGCUUGGAAAUUGACUGGAUGAAGCCAGCCGACAAAAUUGAAUCUCCUCUUCCAGUGAUACUGGACGGGGACUUUGACGAGUCUCAACGCAGGGCCAUCGAAGUUGCGCUAGACAAGCGAAGACCAGUUGCUAUCAUACAAGGUCCACCAGGAACAGGGAAAACAAAAGUUGUCGUAGAAAUUAUAAUGCAAGCAGUAGCACAAGGAGAAAAGGUUUUAGCAACAGCACCAACGAACGCAGCUGUAGAUAAUCUUGUGGAAAGGCUAGCUCUUGCUGGGGUGAAUGUAGUAAGGGUGGGCAAUCCUGCGCGAGUUGCUCCUGCGGUGGUCGCAAAGUCGCUCAGCUAUAUCGUGGAAUCUAACAUCUCUGGCUUUAGAAGGGACCUUGGAAGAAGACGAGCCGACUUGAGGAGCGACUUGCGUCAGUGUCUGGGGGAUGAAUCAAUGGAAGUUGGUAUUAGACAAAUGCUGAAGCAGAUUGGUAGACAACUAAAACAAAAGGAGAAGGAAUUGGUUGAUGAAACACUCAAUCAAGCCCAGGUCAUUCUGUGCACGAAUACCGGUGCAGGAGAUUCUCUAGUACGUCACGUUGGACCCUUUGGGCUGGUUGUUAUUGACGAAGCUGGCCAGGCAAUUGAACCCUCUUGCUGGAUCCCUCUUUCACUUGGUAAGCGGGCCGUCCUCGCUGGGGAUUCGUGCCAGCUGGCCCCAACUAUAUUGUCUAGACAAGCUAUGGAAGGAGGGUUGGGGGUCUCUCUUAUGGAGCGAGCCGCGGAUCUUCAUGGGGGUAAACUAAGUACCAUGCUGAAGACCCAAUAUCGCAUGCACAAAGUAAUAGCUGAAUGGUCCUCACAGGAAAUGUAUAAAGGUCGUCUGAAGUCCUCGCCUUCUGUCAAAUCGAGGCUCCUGUGCCAUUCCCCUGAAGUUGAGUCUACAUGGAUCACCCAGGUCCCUCUUCUGCUCCUAGAUACUCGACUGGCACAUGGCAGUCUAAUAGCUGGCUGUGAAGAGUGCAUGGAUCCCGCCGGAACGGGAUCAUUCUACAAUGAGGGGGAGGCCGAUAUUGUAAUGGAGCACAUAAGAGCUCUUCUCUCUGCGGGGGUGGCUGCAGAAAAUAUUGCAGUCCAGUCUCCGUACUUGGCCCAGGUGCAGCUUUUGCGAGACCGAGCUGAAGGUAUACCUGGAGCGCAAGGAGUGCAAAUUGCUAGCGUGGACAGUUUUCAAGGUCGCGAGGCUGAUGCUGUCAUCAUCUCUAUGUGAUGACCUUGCAGGAUAGUUGGAUGUACUCCUCAGUCGUAUGAUUGUUACGGAAAGUAUGAACGCAGAUAGACAGAAACAAAGGUACAUAAGCUCUUCUGAAGUACCCAUUUUGAAGAAUCAAGAAAUGAGAAACUCUGAAUGAAAGUAAGCACGUGCACGUUACACAGUAAAACAAAAGCAAAGGAGCAGGGCUAAGAGACCACGACAGUAGCACAUUUUACUCCUCAAAUACAGUCCGAACUAAGAAACAGCAUUGACAUGAGCAGACAAUUGGGCAAGUUUUCAAGGACAAUAUUUUGUCUACUUCUGAUCUGUUAAACGAAAAGAACCCAGUUAUACCGAUGAUUUAAGUGAGUUUUGACUUCACACUACCUGACAGUGGCCCAAGUUGAUUGUUUGAAGAUGAGCCGAAAUCACCGGGGAUAACUUCAUCGCCUUUUGUGUGCUUCGAUGCCGAAAACACUAAUGCUAUCUAGCUUUAUAGAAAGAUUUCAAGAAACCAGUCCCUGAACAAAUGUACAGUCAAUAUGCACAUUCGAGUACUGUAAACACCAUGAUGCAGAUAUCACUUUAGCCGGUCUCUCUCUUCACACCGUCCUCUCGCAGUCUGGUGACCAAUAAAUGACAUGAAAGUUUCAGUCAACUGAUCCCGACAUCGGCACAGUGGAGCAAGAAAUACGUACUGGCCCUCUGGAUAAAAAGAGAAAUAGUUCCAAAGACGAGAUAAAUGCACAACUUUUCUUGUGUGGAUCGUAGCAUGUGAAACUUGUGGCAGAAGUCGGCCAUCAGAAUCCGCGGCCCCAGUGAACGUUGAAUUUUGAUGGGAUACUACUGCACUGUUUUCAAAUUUCAAAUAAGGACGGCUGCAGAUUGAAGAAAUUGGUGUCUUGUUCCAAAAGUUUCCCAAUCCAGUCGGUACCAAGAAGAAUCCAGUAAAGGUAUUUUAAAUAUUUGGUCGAACAGAGACGGAGAUCUGAUUAACUUAAUGUCCAGCCCAAAACGAGGGUACACCAGUCAUCGA
Marchantia polymorpha subsp. ruderalis is the source of this 4960-nucleotide messenger RNA. The record is from the annotation of a GenBank genome assembly. Lineage: Eukaryota; Viridiplantae; Streptophyta; Marchantiopsida; Marchantiales; Marchantiaceae.